UUUAGAGAGCUUUAAGGUUAAUGAUCGGAGCCCGAGAGGAUCAGUGAUCGGAGAUUCUAAGUUCUGUGGGCAGUAAUAGUUUGGGUACUGGAAUUGGUGAUUGUGGAAACUUUGGGGUUCAGUUGUGAGGGGGGUCAGUGGUGAUGAAUGUUUGGAGAAAUCUUUUGGGCCAUCGGUGAUGGAGACUUACUUCAUAUCAUCGGUGGAGGAUCGGAGAGUAUUAACGAUUGGACUUUUGUAGAUCAGGGAAUGGAGAAUAGAGUCAAGUGUGCUUAUCUUAAAGGUUCUUUCUGGCAAAAGUAAUGACAUACGCAUCUGUGACAGCAUCCCAAGAGUGAGCCGGGUUUCUAGAAAUCCAUUCUGACUCCGUGACUGCAGGGAUGGAUGUGACCUUGCCCGUGGUUAGAAAACAAAUUUACUGAGUGUCAGAUCUUUUUCCAAGAACAGCAGAAAAUGAUCGAAUACCAGAUACCUGUGUCAUUCAAAGAUGUGGUUGUGGGCUUCACCCAAGAGGAGUGGCACCAGCUGAGUCCUGCUCAGAGGGCCCUGUACCGGGAUGUGAUGCUGGAAACCUAUAGCAACCUCGUCUCAGUGGGUUAUGAAGGCACCAAACCAGAUGUGAUCCUCAGGCUGGAGCAGGAAGAAGCACCAUGGAUUGGUGAGGCAGCAUGCCUGGGCUGCCACUGUUGGGAAGACAUCUGGCGAGUUAAUAUCCAGAGGAAAAGACGGCAAGACAUGCUUUUGAGGCAAGGCACAGCCAUAAGCAAGAAAACAUUGCCCAAGGAAAAAAGCCGUGAAUAUAAUAAGUUUGGGAAAAUAUCACUUCUGAGCACUGAUCUUUUUUCUUCAAUCCAGAGCCCUAAUAACUGGAACCCUUGUGGAAAGAAUUUGUACCAUAAUUUAGACUUGAUUGGUUUUAAGAGAAACUGUACAAAAAAGCAAGAUGAGUGUUAUGGUUAUAGGAAAUUGCUUCAGCGUAUAAACCAUGGCAGACGACCUGAUGGAGAAAAGCCCCAGCGUUGCAGUCACUGUGAGAAAGCUUUCACCCAGAGCCCAGCACUUACGUAUAAACCAGCAGUAAGUGAUUCUCUCGUGUACAAACGGAAGAGGGUUCCACCUACAGAAAAACCCCACGUCUGUAGUGAGUGUGGGAAAGCCUUCUGCUACAAGUCUGAAUUCAUUAGGCAUCAGAGAAGUCACACUGGGGAGAAGCCUUAUGGCUGCACUGACUGUGGGAAAGCCUUUUCACAUAAGUCAACCCUCAUCAAACACCAGAGAAUUCACACUGGGGUAAGACCCUUUGAAUGUUUUUUUUGUGGGAAAGCCUUUACCCAGAAGUCACACCGCACAGAACAUCAGAGAACACACACAGGAGAGAGACCCUUUGUCUGCAGUGAAUGUGGGAAAUCGUUUGGUGAGAAGUCAUACCUCAAUGUACAUCGAAAAAUGCACACAGGAGAAAGACCCUAUCAUUGCAGAGAAUGUGGAAAAUCCUUCAGCCAGAAGUCAUGCCUCAAUAAACAUUGGAGAACUCACACAGGAGAGAAGCCCUAUGGGUGCAAUGAAUGUGGGAAAGCUUUCUACCAGAAGCCAAACCUCAGCAGACAUCAGAAAAUUCAUGCUCGGAAGAAUGCCUACAGGAAUGAAAACAUAAUAAUUGUGGGAAAUACUUGAGCAAAAUAUCUGGUUUCAUGGUAUGUAGGGAAUUCUUUUUUUUUUUUUUUUUUUUGAGUUGGAAUCUCGCUUUGUCACCCAGGCUGGAGUGCAGUGGUGUGAUCUUGGCUCACUGCAAGCUCUGCCUCCCGGGUUCACGCCAUUCUCCUGCCUCAGCCUCCCGAGUAGCUGGGACUACAGGUGCCCGCCACCAUGCCCGGCUAAUUUUUUUUUUUUUUUGUAUUUUUAGUAGAGACAGGGUUUCACCGUGUUAGCCAGGAUGGUCUCAAUCUCCUGACCUUGUGAUCUGCCCACCUUGUCCUCCCAAAGUGCUGGGAUUACAGGCGUGAGCCACCGUGCCUGGCCAGUAUGCAGGGAAUUUAUCCUUAGGAGAAAUCUUAUCAUUUUAAUGAAUUUGAACAGUGUGUUUUUUAUUUUAUUUAUUUAUUUUUUUUGAGUUGGAUUCUCUGUUUCCCAGGCUGGAGUGCAAUGGCACUAUCUCGGCUCACUGUAAUCUCUGCCUCCCAGGUUCAAGCAAUUCUCCUGCCUCAGCCUCCCAAGUAGCUGGGAUUACAGGCACCUGCCACCACGCCUGGCUGUUUUUUGUAUUUUUAGUAGAGAUGAGGUUUCACCAUGUUGGUCAGGCUGGUCUCUUUGGCUAGGCUGGUCUCGAACUCCUGACCUCAUGAUCCGCCCCCCCUUGGCCUCCCGAAGUGUUGGGAUUACAGGUGUGAGCCCAUGCGCCCCACUGACAGUGUUUUAUCAUAAUGGAAAUCAUGAUCUAAUUGUGAUACAAACUUUUCUAGAAAAUACUUUAUAAAACAUAAGCAUGGUCACCCUGGCAUGUAAACGUUUAAAAAUGUAUUAAAUGGAAUAACAGCAGAAUACAAAAUAUCUGUGAAGAGACUUAAAGGCAUACUCUGGUAUAUUCCACAGUGAGCCAUACAAUCAUUACUAUUUGUAUUUUGGAGUUGUAAAUGUGAAAUUAACAUAAAAUGUGAAUAUCAGACACAUGUCACACAACAUAGAGAAUGCCAUUCGGAAAACUUUUCCACUUUAAAUAUCAUCAUUGUCUUUUGAUGUCUUAACAAUACAAAAAAAUAACAACAACGACAUGGCCCACUAUUGUUAAAGGAACUUUAUUAUACCAGCUACAUUUUUCCACCUUUUUGUAAUACAUGUAAAUGGCUAUAGAGGUUGUUAUUGCCCUCUGCAGAAAUAAUAAAGCAGUGUUUUUAAAUGUAUUUUGAUAAUUUGGCCAAAAAUUUUACUAAAAUGUAGUUAUUUAUAUUAAAAAUGCAAGCUAAGGAAUAGUUUAAGAACCUGAUAUUGGGUAAAUGAAACACUGUAAACUAUUUGACAAAAUGUAGUGUCACCCUGGUAUACAGUACACUGUUCAUAUUUUCUUAGUCUUGCUUAAAAUAUCUUGUAGCAAAUGAGUAGCAUAGAUACACUAUUCUAGAUACACUAUUCUAUAUACAGGUUGUAUAACUCAGAAAUGUUUCAUGCAUAGACCACUGAAGGAGAAUUUCUUUUCUCUCUAUCCCUCUGCAAAUUAAUUCAAGAAUAUUCAUUUUUUUCAUAUAAAUUUCCUUGCAAGUGUCCUGGACACUAAAUCCCAAGGUUUUCAUUAUUUCAAUGUUUGGACAGAAGUCUGCUUCCCUGAGUUGCUGUGUCAUCCAUAUAAGAAAAGAAAUGGCCACGUGGAAUCUACGUUUUUCCGAGAUUUCCCUCCAUGUAAGACUGCCUGAUCCAGAAUGAGAAAGGAGACAUAACCACAGAUAUUGAUAUGAUUUUUUAAGUGAUAAAAAGAUACCUCAUACAACUCUAAUCAACAUAUUUUUUAAACAGAUGAGGCAGAUGCUUUUCUAAAAAACUUUAAGUUAUGAAAACUGCAAUAAGAAGUAGAAAACUUGGUAGAAUAAUUACCAUUGAAAAAGUCAAAAAAGCUAUUGAAGAUCUAUAAUGGGAAAAUGCUCCAGGCUCAGAAGAGUUCAUGCUUAGUUCUAUCUAUCUUUUAAAGAAAGAGUAAUACCAGUGUUAUUUAUUAUAUGGAUAUAAUGCAAUCCAUAAACUGUACUCAUUUAUUUUAUUAAGUGAGAAUAAGUUUUAACACCAAAAUCAAUUACAGAUAGUUGAAAAAAAGAAAACUUCUGCUGGGCGCAGUGGCUCACACCUGUAAUCCCAACACUUUGGGAGGCCGAGGCAGGUGGAUCAUGAGGUCAGGAGUUCGAGAUGGUGAAACCCCAUCUCUACUAAAAAUACAAAAAUUAGCCGGGUGUGGUGGCGCACACCUGUAGUCCCAGCUACUUGGGAGGUUGAGGCAUGAGGCAGGAGAAUUGCUUGUACCCGGGAGGUAGAGGUUGCAGUGAGCCGAGAUCGUGCCAUCCAGCCUGGGUGACGAGCGAAACUCCGUCAAAAAAAAAAAAAAAAAAAGAAA
Messenger RNA from Symphalangus syndactylus (siamang), 4093 nucleotides. It is a transcript of the gene ZNF793, whose product is annotated as zinc finger protein 793. Lineage: Eukaryota; Metazoa; Chordata; Mammalia; Primates; Hylobatidae. Gene Ontology annotation, cellular component: nucleus. The record is from RefSeq and is a predicted model, not a curated record. Gene Ontology annotation, molecular function: RNA polymerase II transcription regulatory region sequence-specific DNA binding; DNA-binding transcription factor activity, RNA polymerase II-specific. Gene Ontology annotation, biological process: regulation of transcription by RNA polymerase II.